Aphanomyces invadans is the source of this 249-nucleotide messenger RNA. RefSeq lists its product as hypothetical. The transcript has a single exon. NCBI's taxonomy places the organism in Eukaryota, Oomycota, Saprolegniomycetes, Saprolegniales, Verrucalvaceae. The record is from RefSeq and is a predicted model, not a curated record. The annotation marks the transcript as partial.
AUGCAAAUCAAAAGCAAGGACUUGGUCAACUUCUACUACACUCAAGUGGCGAAAAACAGCUACAAGUGCAAGGUGUGCGGCCUGGUUCGUAAGAAGGAGCCAUGUGCGGGCUACACCAACUUGCUCAGUCACCUCGAAAGCAAGCACAAGGACUUCCGUACCGACUACGUCGAUGACCAAAGUUCACAGCCUGGUACAUUAGCUGGGUAUGGGUUCAUCGACGCCAAAACGAAGAAUGUUUACGAGUGG